AUGCGAAAGCCAAGGAGAGCGAAAGCCAAGGAAAGCCAGAGACUCAGGAAGCAAAGGAAGCCAGAAGAGAAGCAGCCGAGGCGGCGCGAAGGGUGGAAAUGCGGGAGAGAAAGAGAGAGGAGAGACGCAGCAAGAGAUGACGGGAGAAAGACGCAGAGGUCGGGAGAGGUCGGAAGGCAGACGAAGCAAAACUCGACGUUGAGAGGAGUCCUUGUGGCAGGGAAGCAACGUGGAGGAGCCUGA
Messenger RNA from Toxoplasma gondii ME49, 243 nucleotides. RefSeq lists its product as hypothetical. Lineage: Eukaryota; Apicomplexa; Conoidasida; Eucoccidiorida; Sarcocystidae. The transcript has a single exon. The record is from RefSeq and is a predicted model, not a curated record. Bases 1 to 243 code for a protein of 80 amino acids.